ACGUCAGCGCCCCUCUGCCUCAGUCACCCCCUGCCUCCUCCAGCUCUCGGGACUCCUCAGGACUGCUCUGCUCACUUCUUUAACUUUUUAUUUUUAUUUUCCUCCUGCUCACUCCCUCCAUCGCUGGUGCCUCGGCCGCUCUCCCUCCUCUAAAGCCUCUGCUGCCCGCCCCCUCCCUGUUGGCUCGGUUCGGCUCGGCUCGGCUCGGCUCGGCUCGGCUCGGCUCGGCAUGGCGCGGAUGUCUGGUCCCAUGUCUCUCGGGGCGGUGCGGGGGGACAUGAAGUGGUCGUGGAGCCACAGUUUGGACCACAGCCUGGAGGGCGAGUCCCAGGACGCCCCCCCGCUGCGGAGCUACCUGCUCCUCACCAUCUUCACCUGCUUCUGCCCCGCCUACCCCGUCAACAUCGUGGCCCUGGUGUUCUCCGUGAUGUCCAGAAACAGUUAUUUUGAGGGGGAUUAUGAGGGUUCUCAUAGGCUGGGUCAGAAGGCUCUGCAGGUGGCCAUUGCCUCCAUCAUCAUCGGCCUUCUGAUCAUCGUGAUCUUCUGCUCCGUGCACUUCACCACGAAAGACCUUUAGAUAAAAGACACUGGGGAGGCAGGGGUUGGAUGAUGUUGGGGUUUAGAACACUGUGUGGGAUCUCCCCUCUCCACCUCAGCCUAAUAACUGUCCCCCAGAAGAGGACAACAACUGUAGCACUCCCUGAACAAUCCUAAUAAUGUACAAUCCUACUGUCCACCCGCCAGAACCCCCCCCUCAUCCCCCACCACCCACACACACAUACACAUCACCGCAUACACUCACAAAACAAAAUGUCCAUUGCUGAAUCAACUCUGACAGAGUCAAUUUACCCUAGAGUGUAUUUGAUGCCACUAAGGCUCAUAGAAAAAAGGAGUAACUGUUUUUGAUAUAACAGUUCCGUACAUUAAAACUACUUUCAUUUAAUAUGAAAAUGUAAACAGUGGCUACCUGGCCAUAAGUUUUUGAUGAACAAAGUAAGGCACAUUAACACUUGCAUAUGGUCUUUCUUUCUUAAAUAUGAUUGUGGGUAUUACAAAAAGUACAGUAUGUCAAUAUUUCUGCAGUUGUAGUUUGCUUAAAGUAUAUGCUUAAAGGUGUUUGCAUAUGCUUAAAAGCCAUAUUCUCUAAAACAGAGUAUGGUCACAGAUCUGCUGCAAUAAAAACUACAAUGGAAUUUAUUACCUCUGCCAAAUAGGUUUUGUAAUGACGCCUGUCCGUUUGAUCAUUUAUCUCUCUAACAUAUCUGGAAAAGUAAGGGCCAGAUUGAUGUGAAAUUUGCUGUACAUAUUCAUGUUCCCAAAACGGAGAAACCUAUUGAUUUUGGAGACCCCAUGGCCUUUCUUCUAGCGCCACCAUCAGGCCAAAAUUUCUAAUUGUGAUCGGUAUAUCUCAAAAACUAACAGCCAGAUUGCAGUGAAAUUUGCUGUGCCGAAUCAUCUUCCCAAGUGAAAGAAACCUAUUGAUUUUGGUGGUCCCACGACCUUUUCUCUAGCGCCACCAUCAGGCCAAACAUAUGUCAAAAAGGAAUGACUGGAUUGUCAAGAUAUUUGCUGUGCCCGUUCAUAAGAAGGGAGAUUGCUGUGCCUUGGCAGAGGUCUGCACUCUACUGAGUGCAUUCUUUCUAGUUAUUGCUUGAGCCCAGUCUGAAUCUGCACUGAAAAGGUCCUUCAAUGCCUUGGGGAGAAGGGCUUGUGCUCAAGCUUCUGUUUAUCUCACUCCAGUAACAGCCACGGGUAAUGCCGUCACAAACAAAUUCCCAUGUUCAACGGCAUACCCGAUUAAAGUUGAACAACGCUGGCUUGAAUGAUAUGGCAGGGUCCUCAAGAUCUGGCUUCUCAUUUGUCUUUUCCAGACAGAUGAAGCUGGGCCAAACUAAAAUCUGGUGAUUCGGGUCCUUUGCUAUAGUUAAGUCAUAUUGGGGGAAACUCGGCUGUUUUGAAUUUACCACAAAGUUCAGCAGAAAAAAGUUCUAUACGUGCGUUAAAGCAAGACUGCUAUUGUUCAAUUUGCAGCGCAUGCUUAGCCGAAAGUUGCAUACUGAACAGUUCAGUGUGAAUGUGUGUAUAAUAACUGUAUACCCCUAACAGAACUCAGUUAGUUCAGAGUUUAAUUAACACUGACAAUUUUACUGUGCACAUGGAGACACACAGUUGGCAGCACAGACAGGAAAAGACACAUGGAUAAAUGUGCAAGCAGUAAGGUUUUGGUAUUUCUAAUCAACCCUUGACCAUACUGCAUGUCGAAGCAGCUGUUUUUGUCGCAUCUUAGUUCAAUAUAUAAAAAGGUUUACAAAUGUAUUUUUAUAGAUUUAAUUCAUAUUAAUGAAAGAUAGUUAUUCCUCUUUUACUUCACUGUCUUUAUCUCAUUUCAUGUAUUGUACUGAAAAUGAUUUGUACUGAAAUGUCUUUAAAAAGUGUACAGAAUGUAAAAAUAUGUAUAUUUUACUUAUAGAAUACAGACAUGCACUUUGGCUCAUGGGUGAAGCACAAAGAGUAACAUAGAAACUGUUUUGGGUGAGCUUUCAGUCUAAAAUAUCACAACAGUAUGACAUCAUUGAGCUAAGAACACAAUAAGAACAGGCCAUUCAGCCAUCUUGGCUUGUACUUUUUACAUAUGAUGUCUUGGCUGUAUAGCAUCAGACCUGGACUAAUCUAAAAUAAUCCAUACAUUAAUAACUGUUCGUACAUAGAAAUUGUAUAUACUGUAUAUAUUUCAUGUAAGAGCAUAUCCAGUUCCCGCCCCAACCUGGAAUAGCCAAUCGUCUGCAACUGCAGCUGUGUACAUGCGCAAACCUCGCUGCCGAUUCAGGAGUGUAGACGUCCACGGCUGUCUUCCGAAAACAUGUGGUGUCGCCAGCUGCUUCUUCUCACACCACAGAUAACAAGCAAGCUCGGUGCAGAGCGGAGUCAGAGGAGGACCUUUCGUUUGUGGUUUUAGCAUGCAGUCCAUGGGCACCUGGUCGACCAGUGGAUCCCUGGACCCUCCCACACCCUAGGCGAGGCACCUGCCGAUUGCACAUCGCCUCAUGGAGCUACCUGCCAUAGUUAGCGCUGGCAUGGUCCAGAUUUGCAUCCAAGGCCAUGAAAUAGAGAAAUUGUAUUGAAAAUACAGAUGGCAGGUGCAAUAACAAACUCACGUGGGCUGAAUGACCUGUUCUCAAUAUUGAACAUUCUUAUGAUAGUGAAUUUUGAUCUAAUUUUUCUGGUGCUUAUGAUUUCCCAUCUCAAGUUGUCUGUAAGUAUAUGUGUUCUCACGUUCGAUCUGACUGCUUUUGUGAUUGUACAUUUUAGUUGAUCUGUACCUAGAAUGUUCUGGAAUCAGACUGUUCCUUUUAUAUAAGAAAAGGUUAAAGAUGUUUUUGGGAUAUUAACACAGACUCAAGAAACUUUUUACAUGUGUAUGUGUGCUUUGUGUUAUUUUUCUAAUGUUUAAAAGUGGUUGCCACUUGUACAUGUAAUGUCAUUUAAAUAUUGUGGAAUUGUCAAGAAGAUGUAAAUGACAAUGUAUGUACAUAAUGAAAUUAUGAAUUGGUGUAUAUAUCUUAGACUAUUUUAGAUAAUGUGUUCUUCCUGUACUUUAAAACGUGUGUUUAUUAAAAUCGCAGUUAUGAAUUGACAA
Messenger RNA from Anguilla rostrata (American eel), 3637 nucleotides. Its product is annotated as transmembrane protein 233-like. The coding region runs from base 230 to 577 and encodes 115 amino acids. Gene Ontology annotation, cellular component: membrane. The transcript is spliced from 3 exons. The record is from RefSeq and is a predicted model, not a curated record. NCBI's taxonomy places the organism in Eukaryota, Metazoa, Chordata, Actinopteri, Anguilliformes, Anguillidae.